AUGUCAGAAUUAUGUGAAUCUCGACUGAAGCCUUGCCCUGGGGAACGGGAACCAGUUCUUCGCAAACUUUAUAUCGAUUUAUGCAAUUUGAUUGUAGAAUCUCGUAUUCCAGGCAUAGAUGACAGAGGAUAUGGCGAGGGUAUUCAUUGCCCUCCACUUAUGGGGCCAAAUACUCAUUGUUGUGAUCUUUCAGUUCCAGAGUGUCAAAAGCACCAAAAGUUGAUUCACCGUUUAUUGCGCUCAAUGAAACGCAAUAUUUUUGAUGUUGAAGUUUUCAUGCUGCCAGAUUGCUGUCGUGAAACAAAAUUGGCCGAAAGGAUUCCAAAGAAGGAAUACGUGUUAUUGGAACAGUGGUCUUUCAAUUGUUUCCACGGCAGCAAGUUACAGUCAAGUAUUGAUGUUCCUCAAUUACUGAGAGCAGUUCGCUCAUUCCUCUACUUCUCUCAAAUCAGUGCUUGGCUAAGUUCAAACGAAGGAAAGUCUCCGUCAAACAUCUAUUAUUGGGUGCGACCUUCAUCAGAAGUUUCAACUGCAAAAUUUGAAAACGAGCCUGAACUUCACAGAUUUCCACUUUGUAAAAUUUAUGAAGGACUAUAUGGAACUAUUGAAGUUAGAUAUCGAACAAGAACUCAAUAUGUGCCUAUCAUUCCAUGCUCAAAACAUCCUCCCCAAGAGAAUCCUUUGAUAACUGUAAUUGACAACAGUGAUGUGUGUCAAACUAUUUGCCUUGGUUCACAUAUUGUUAGGCAACUGCAUAAAACCUGUGAUACAAUUCAUGAAAGUCCUGUUAGUGAUAAAACUAUAACUGAACCUAUAUCAAAUGUCUUGAUGCCGGCGAACAUGCCACAAGUUCCGGUGGUGAAAGCAAUUUGUGGAGAUGUGCCAGAUAACAUUUCAAAAGCAAAAGGAAUUCUGAAACAUUCAAAUUGCCAAAUAUACUCAGAAAGUGUUUUUGGUUUAGUACCAAAACUGCAGCUGAAUGUGGACAGUGAUAAAAACCUGAGGAAGAGCAUUAAACCUCUUAAUUCAAUACUAGAUGAAGAUGUUAUCAUAAGGCAUUCUAGCUCAAAAAAUCUUUCACAAAGACAUAAUCUCACAUUGCCUUUGAAAGGUGGAAUAAAGCAACGAAAAUUAAGCCGUGAAUUAUUGGAUUCAUCUAGCACUGAUACAGAUUUUAGUUCACUAGAUUCUUUGCCUUCAUCAGCAACAAAGUCGAAACGAAAGCGACAUUCAUCUAAAGCAUUCAUCACAAACUCAAAAGUAUCCCUCAUUUGUUCUUCAAAUAGUAAGAUUUUACAACUCUCUAGUCCAAUUUGCCUUGAAGAUGGAAAUGAUGGUUGUGAUGGUUCCAAUGCGACUACUAGCGAUGCCAUAAAUAAUCAUAAUUUAAAUAAAAUGAAAUCCUGUCAUUUUAGUGAGCAGAAUUCUUUGCCAAACAAAGUAUCACUACCUGUAGAUGUCAAGAAAAGGGAUACUGAAUUUUCCCUUGGUUCCAAAAAUAGUUUGAAUCUUUCACAGCACUCAAUAAGAUUAUGUAUAGAAAAUAACUGGAAUGAUGAAAAAUUCUCGCCAAUUUCAUCAAAAAUUAUUGUUUCAAAAUGUGAACCCUUACCGUCUCAAGAAAGUUCUGUGCCAAAUAGAACAAAAAAAUCCUGUCGAGGAAUAAAACGCAAAGCUUCAAAAUGUGUUCAUAACUGCAAAUAUUUGUGUAACUGUAAAAAUUCGAAACGAAAAACUGAUGUACGAGCUACGAUUGAAAAGGACAUCCCAGCUCCCCUAGAUUCAGAAAGUAAUAUAUCACUUAACUUUGUGAAACCAAAUAAUGAUAAGAUUUUACUUUCAAAACCUGAGCAGCAUGCUGAAUCACGAAAAAAGAAUUUUAAGCAUAAAAGAAUGAAAAAAGAAAUUAAAGCUAUUUCCCCUGCAACAGCGACUGUAAACUCAACGUACGCCAAUAAAAGUUUAGAAGACACCCUCGCUUCUUCUAAACCAAAUAGUGAUUCAAACAAUGAUUCAUCAAAAAUAACACCAACAUGCAAUUUAGCCACAGAAAAUAAGCAUUCCGCUUGCAAUCAAUAUUACUUAUGUUCAGAAGAUGAGCAAUCUAAAUGUUUGGAAAGCUUUCCUAUUGAAACUAUUAAUAAUUUAGAACGUAGAACAUUCAGAAAAAGGAAACGGAAUGAAAAAAAUGACAGCUAUGCUAAGCUUGAUGGUGAAGUUUCUGAUACAAAGAUUCUAUUUAGUGUAGAUGAACCUUGUCCUUUUUCAGAUUCAAAUGAACCUUCCAAGUUAAAAAAUCGAAGAGGAAUCACUCAUAACCGCAGGAGGAAAAAAACAGCGAAAUUAUCUGCUCGAGCAGAAUCUAAACUGCAAUCACUUUGCAAGUGUUCAUUAGCAAAUUCCAAAGUUAUUUUAGAGCAGAAUCUUGAAUGUUGUAAUGAAAAGAGAGCUGUGAAAACAGAGAAAUUAUAUGAAGCAGAGGUAACUACUGAUUCCAUCUUAAAUACUAGUCAGAAUUCAAAAACUGAAUUAAACAGUUCAUGCAUAUCAAACCCUAAUAUGCUGGUGGAUGUAAGUAUUGCCACUGAAAAGAGCUUUAAAAACAAUAUACAGAUUCAAGAGAAGAAAUGUGAUUUCAACACUUCGAAAACCAAAGUGCAAUUAGCUGCAGAAAGUGCAUCAGAAACUGAGAAAAAUACAUAUCCUAGUGCUUCCAAUAAGCUCAUCUGUGAUUAUACAUUAAAGCAUGACAGACUUAAGUCAUAUGAGACUGCUAACUUAUACUCAGAAAAGGAAGUUGAUUGUUUUGCUGUGUGGAAACUUAAUAGAAAAGAAGAUUUGUCGGCAACAAAGUUGAAGAAAGGAAGAAGAUUGCUUUUAAACUUUGAGGAAUCCAUUCUAGCUGGAUGCUUAGAGCCUGUCAAAACAGUCAUUGGAUACAAAGUGGAAAUUGGGGCUAGCGGCAGCUUUUGUCCUGAUCACUUGACACUUCCCGCAGAUGUUUCAUUUUAUGAAUUAAAAAGUUCCCAUCAACAUACAGUUCCAUACAGGGCUCAUGUUACAUUUGAAGAUAUUGAAUAUUAUCUUCCUAAGAAAGGGUCAAUGCAAGUUACUUUAUUCAAUCCUUCAGAAACUGUGGUAAAAAUGUUUGUCCUAAAUUAUGACUUAAGCAACAUGCCACCACUGCACCAUACAUUCAUUAGGCAAAAAACAUACUAUAUGCCAGUUGAUGCUGCAGAUAAAGAUCCAAAAUGGUUGCGUUACAUAAUUCAUUUAAGGUUUGCAUCUUCCAAGACAGGAAGAAUUUUCCUUCAUAAAGACUUUAAAAUUGUUGUUCUAAAUAGAAGCAAUGAUGAUGCUGCAUGUGAUCAUAUUCAACAGCCAUGUGAACUGCGUUCUUUCCUGUCUGUGCCUAAAAAUCCAGCAUUUUCAAGCUUAUAAUACUCAUUA
This is a messenger RNA of Uloborus diversus, 3450 nucleotides long. Its product is annotated as atos homolog protein A-like. Bases 1 to 3441 code for a protein of 1146 amino acids. The record is from RefSeq and is a predicted model, not a curated record. NCBI's taxonomy places the organism in Eukaryota, Metazoa, Arthropoda, Arachnida, Araneae, Uloboridae. The transcript is spliced from 10 exons.